AGUACAUGUACAGUAGCCCGUGCUGCACAACUAACUCUCUAGGAAAUAGUUGUUUUUGAACAAUGGAGGAAAUCUAUGUCAAUGUCGAAAAAAAUAAAUCUGUUGCCUCAAGACCUUCAACAAAUCAGACAGGUCCGAGGAGUUCAGAGAGGAGAUUUCAUGGAACUGUUGUUCUCUGUCUGGGGCUGCUGAGUGUUUUCCUGCUGGCUGGACUCAUCGGCCUCGGUGUCCACUAUCAAACUUGUCCUGCAGGAUGGAAGAUGUUCGGCUGUUCCUGUUAUCUCCUCUCCAGUGAGCGUCGUUCUUGGUCAACAGGCAGACAGGACUGCAGAGAGAGAGGAGCACAUCUGGUUGUUAUAAACAGCCCUAAAGAACAGAAGUUCUCCUCUACCAUCACCAAGGUAGAAACAGAGAUAUGGAUUGGUUUGACUGACAGAGAGACAGAGGGAACCUGGAAAUGGAUUGAGGGAAGACCGCUGACUUUAAGCUACUGGGAGACAGAUGAGCCUAAUAAUGGAGGUGAAGAUUCACAGGGGGGUGAAGAGGACUGUGCACAUAUCAGGACUGGCAAGAAAACUGUAGAAAACUGGAAUGAUGUGCCGUGUGGUACUUCUCUGCAUUGGAUCUGUGAGAAAAAUGUUGAUGUGUAAUAUUUAAAAAUACUUUUACAAAGUAAGCAAUGAUUCUGUUCUGCCUUUUUAAAGCAAUUUCUAUAUUUAAAUGAGAAGCCCACAGACACCACCAAAAUCAUAACAGUACAAAAUGCAACAAAUUUAUAAACCUUUACUUGAUUAAUAUCUUAGCUAAAGAUUUCAUGAUAGUUGAAAGCUGCAAAAAUCACAUUUGAUACCUCUUCACGUGGCAUCUGUCAUAUCAAACAAAGUAAUACAGAUUUUGCUUAAUUUUGUCAUACUAUAUCAUCAAGUGACAUAUUCCUGUGCGUAUAGCAGCUUGCAGAUCUCUUUAGCAGAGGCCAUCAAUGUUUUUUAAUUUUACCUGAUAAUUCGUUCAGGAAACAUUUGAUGUUGAGAGAAAGUUAUCAAAUGAUUUUAAGAUAAAAAUGCAAACCAAUACUAUUCAACAGAUGAGUUAAUAUAAAGUCAGGCAAUUUCAGCAUAUAAGCAUUGCACUGGAGUCAGAUGUUUGUCAUUUGUAAUGAUGGUAGUUGAUACUGG
Messenger RNA from Scomber scombrus (Atlantic mackerel), 1175 nucleotides. RefSeq names its product C-type lectin domain family 4 member E-like. Lineage: Eukaryota; Metazoa; Chordata; Actinopteri; Scombriformes; Scombridae. The transcript is spliced from 5 exons. The coding region runs from base 63 to 650 and encodes 195 amino acids. Gene Ontology annotation, molecular function: signaling receptor activity. The record is from RefSeq and is a predicted model, not a curated record.